Molecule: messenger RNA, 1124 nt
Organism: Heteronotia binoei (common prickly gecko)
Lineage: Eukaryota; Metazoa; Chordata; Lepidosauria; Squamata; Gekkonidae
Gene: PDLIM4
Product: PDZ and LIM domain 4
Exons: 7
Coding region: 49-1041 (330 amino acids)
Biological process (GO): muscle structure development; heart development; actin cytoskeleton organization
Cellular component (GO): adherens junction; Z disc; stress fiber
Molecular function (GO): actin binding; muscle alpha-actinin binding
Source: RefSeq, a predicted model, not a curated record
UUGGCUCUUGCUUUCCAGGCGCUCGCUGCCGCCUCGAAGAGCCCCGCCAUGCCCCAGACGGUGGCUUUGAAUGGCCCUUCGCCGUGGGGCUUCCGGCUGGUCGGAGGCAAGGAUUUCAGCACCCCCUUGACCAUUUCGAGGAUAAAUCCUGGAAGUAAAGCUGCUCUUGCCAACCUUUGCCCAGGUGAUGUUAUUCUGUCAAUUAAUGGUGAGAGCACAGAAAGCAUGACGCAUCUAGAAGCACAAAACAAGAUCAAAGCUUGUCUGGACCAACUGACACUAUCUGUGAAUAGAGCUGAAAACAAAGCUUGGUCUCCUAAUAUUUUAGAGGAUGGAAAAGCACAAGCUUACCGAGUCAAUGUAGAACCAGAACCACAGGAUAAUGGACUUAUCCCAAACCGAAGACCAGCAACCUUUUCACCUGGAGGAAGCCUAACAGACAACAAACAGAUAUCAAACUUGCAGUACAAUAAUCCUACUCGACUGUAUACAAACAACAACACAGAUUCCAGUUUGCCAUCACAGAUGAGUGGCCUCUAUAUUACAGCUUCCCAAAGUACUGACCCUUUGAGGUCCCUACCAAGAAACAGAAAUGGAAUCGACAUGGACUCCGAUGUAUACAAAAUGCUUCAGGAUUAUGAAAAGCCAGUUUCAGAGCCAAAGCAGUCAGGAUCCUUUCGCUACCUGCAGGGCAUGUUGGAAGCUGGAGAGAAUGGUGAAAAACAUGAUAGAUUGGCUAGUCCAAGACAUGUUAAAUCUCCAGUAUCUAAGCUGGGUGGAGCCAUAUCUGGCUUACAGAUGCUGCCAGAGUGCACCAGAUGUGGCAAUGGAAUUGUAGGCACAAUAGUAAAAGCCCGGGACAAGCUGUACCACCCAGAGUGUUUCAUGUGUGAUGACUGUGGCCUCAACCUGAAGCAGAGGGGCUACUUCUUCAUUGAAGAACAGCUGUAUUGUGAAACGCAUGCCAAGGAAAGGGUUAAGCCUCCAGAAGGAUAUGACGUGGUAGCUGUUUAUCCCAACGCUAAAGUUGAACUGGUCUAAAUAAAUACUCUUGUUUCCCGGAGAGGUCAAAAGGUGGCUCACCCACCCACAGGCACAGUGUCUGUUUUAAAGUAUGGCUGUAA